AUGGCAUCUCCCACCUCGCCCUCCUCCUCGCCAUUGUACACAAUGGACACCUCAAGUUCGAUCCUCGUUCUGCUACUCUGCUCGCUGAUGGUUAUUCAGUUCGGCCGCAACAACUUCUGGGGCCCCGCCAUCCUGUGUCUGAUCUAUCUGAUGGGGAGCUCCGUAUCACCACGAGAGUGGGGAUCUCUGUACCUUGCUCUCAUGUUCGUCUGGGGAUGGGUCGACCACUUCGUGAACAAGUACUACUCUUCCCGAUACCAACCUGCACCCAUCCAAAAGAACCCAAAGUACACUCCCAACGACGUCUCCGUGGUUGUGCGCACCCUCAAACCACCAGUGGUCUUCCCUCAGUGCCUCAAAUUAUGGUUGGACAACAACCCACUAGAGAUUCUCAUCUGCACUACCAAGGAUUACCUCCAUGAAGUCGAGAACCUUGUCCACGAGACUCUCAUCGGCAGAGAUGAUCGCGCAAAGGUGCGUGUCAUUGUUUCGGAGAAGGGAGGCAGAAAACAACUACUGGCAGGAGUCAUGGCGGCCGAGGGAAGAAUCAUUGCAACCUCUGACAACCACAUCAAAUGGCCUGCGAAGUACCUGAUCCAUAUGUUGCCCUGUUUCGAGGAUGACAAAGUUGCUGCCGCCGGUCCUUCGAUCAAGGUAGAGAUUCCUGCCCACCGCCACGACUCAAUCACUCCAUGGGAAGUUGCCGCUGUUAAGCUUGCUGCUCGCGGUCCUGGUUCUGGCAAGGCAAUGUAUGCUGCAGCAAAGUGGUGUUGGAUCCUGGCAGGAACUACAGGUGUUUAUCGAGCUUCCGUCCUCCAAACUCCCGAGUUUGCUCAAGAAUAUCUCAAUGAUUACUGGUGCGGUGUCAAUCUCGAUGUUGGCGAAGAUACCUUCAUAUCCCGAUGGAUCCUCAAGCAAGAUCUGACCAUCGCUAUCCAAUGGAUGAACGAGACCGAUGUCACCCGUACCGUCAAGCGCACCGGCUCCGAUUUCUGGCAGCAGCUUCUCCGAUGGGAGAGAAGCACCCUCCAGUCCUUCUGCCGUACCAUCCUGCACGUCCCGCAGUUCCAGAAUCACUUCCUCGUCAAGUUCCGCACAUACGAGCGCGUCCUCAAAUUCCCACUGACCCUCUUCCACCUCAUCGCCUGGCCAUUCUCCCUCUACCAGCACGCCUGGGCAACCCUGCUCCUCCUCGCCUACUACGUCUUCUACAAGGUCCGCGACUACCAGGCCUUCGUUGCGAGCCACCCACACAUGCGCAAGCACGCCCUGGCCGCUGUCCUCAUGGACUUCUCGCCUCUGGUCGUUGGUGGCUGGGCUUUGGCGACUCUUUCCGAUAACAGCUGGGACGUCGGCGAUGGCAGAGCACGCGUUGCGGCCGGUGAGGUUGUUGCCAAACGGAUCGAUAGAAAUCCGUUGGCAGAACCUGGAUCUUCCCGUUUUCCAUUGUGCCUUGAGCAACUUGGGAUGCUUGAGCGGCUUUCUCGACCAUGCGAAGGUGUGGGUGUUUCACAGCAGCAAGAUGAUCGGGUCUUCGCGGCUGGCUACCUUCUCGGCUCACAAUACCGACUGACACAUCAGACAAUGCAGCGGAAAUACGCGGAGGGUCCGGCUGAAGGAGCUACUCUGCCCCUCCCACGGGUCCGAGUCCCGGUCCUUCCCGAAUGGGAACUCACCGACUGGGGCCGACUGGUUUCCGCAGCGCUAGAAGAAGGAGAAGAACAAGACGGAUUCGAGAGCAUGGGGCACUACAAAGAGGUGCGCGGAAAUGUCGGCGAGCUUGUCAAGCAGAUGCUAGGUCUCCUCCGUAUGUAUGACCGGCCAGCAGAGAUGGUCUCGCUGCGGCACAACUUCGGCGAGCGUACCGACCGGCAGGUGGAGCUUGGGAGACCCGAGGUAACGAGUGGACUAGAUGUAGUCGAGGACGAUCUACCAUCAGAGUUCGAUUAUGAUUACGAUUACGAUUACAGACGACUCCAUCGGGCCACUGGCGAUCUCUUCCGGAUGAACGCCUCCCAUCGUCUUGCCUCUUCACGUAACGUGACAAAGUACCGUGCCGUCCGGGCCGUCACCAGCUUUGCUGAACUCGGCCAUCAACUCGCCGGCGGCGGGAGCCAAGCGGUCGAUAAGCGCGAGAGAUUCACUCGUCCACAGUCACAUCCUUCGGGCGAAACGGCAACUUCGGCUAUGGGAUCAUGA
This is a messenger RNA of Drepanopeziza brunnea f. sp. 'multigermtubi' MB_m1, 2199 nucleotides long. RefSeq lists its product as uncharacterized. Lineage: Eukaryota; Fungi; Ascomycota; Leotiomycetes; Helotiales; Drepanopezizaceae. The record is from RefSeq and is a predicted model, not a curated record.